This is a messenger RNA of Chelonoidis abingdonii (Abingdon island giant tortoise), 809 nucleotides long. RefSeq names its product intraflagellar transport 27 (gene IFT27). NCBI's taxonomy places the organism in Eukaryota, Metazoa, Chordata, Testudines, Testudinidae. Gene Ontology annotation, molecular function: GTPase activity; GTP binding. The record is from RefSeq and is a predicted model, not a curated record.
CCCCCAGGAACAGUCCCUGGUUCCCCUUGUGGCAGCACGGAGCAUGGUGAAACUAGCUGCAAAGUGCAUCCUGACAGGUGACUCAGCAGUAGGAAAGAGUGCCCUGGCCCAGAUGUUCUGCAAUGAUGGAGCUCAUUUCCAGAAAAACUACACACUGACGACGGGCGUGGAACUGUUGGUGAAGACUAUAUCUGUUCCAGAGACAAGUGAUAGUGUGGAACUCUUCCUUUUUGACUCAGCAGGCAAAGAACUAUUUUCUGAGAUGAUGGAGAAAAUGUGGGAGCAGCCCAAUGUCCUGUGUAUUGUGUAUGAUGUCACCAAUGAACAGUCUUUCAACAACUGUGCCAAGUGGCUGGAGAAGCUGAGGGCACAAACACUUGGAAUGCACCUUCCAGGUGUUUUAGUUGGGAAUAAAACAGACCUGAUUGGUCGACGAGUUGUGGAGCAGAAAUGGGCAAAGGAGUGGGCUGACAUCCAUGGCCUGCAAUACUGUGAGACGUCAGUGAAGGAGAUGGAGAACAUCGAAGCCCCUUUCCACAUACUGGCAAACUCAUUCCACCGAUUGUACAGAGAGAAGGUGGAAACCUUUCAUUCAUUAGUGUGAGGGCCUUGGGUGUGGCAACUUGCUUAGCCCCUGUGGGGUUUCUUUUAGUUCGGAAACACCCUGAUGCCUAGAAUCCUGCAGACUGGAAGAUGGAGAGAAAGUGAGAGAUGAGAUGGGUUUUUUUUUGUCCCCCUUGUGACCAUUUCCUAACCAUUCAGAUUAAACUGGAAAUAAAUAUGGGUAAAGGCAGCCUUUCUGAGGUUGA